AUGGUAAAACUAAAGGAUAUGAGCGUAGAUCAGAUUUCGGAUGGGUCUCCAGAUCGUAAAUCUAAACGGAAUCGUAUCUCUUUUGUAUGUCAAGCUUGCAGGAAAAGCAAAACUAAGUGUGACCGUGAGAAGCCGGUGUGUAGUCGGUGUGAGAAGAAUAAUAUAAGAUGCGUAUAUGAUAUUGAGAAGCAACGUGCACCUCGGGUACCUAGUAAGGAUGCCACUAUCAAGAGACUUGCUCAGGAGUUGGAGUAUUGGAAGAAGAAGGCGGGGCAGUACAUGGGAUUGGAAAGUGGAGAACAAUUACCAAGGGCGAAGAGGAUGAGAACAGUAGACAGUGGUGAUGAGCAAAUGAGUGUCGGUGGGAUGGACUCUACGUUUGUUGAAGAUUACCCUGCACCGAAGGUGGGGAUGUUGCUUGACGGGAAGGAGGUUUUACGGCCUAGUGAUAUUAUGAUCAACUUUUGCGAGCAGUCUCCACAGCUGCUUAUGAAAAGUAAUAUGAAGCGGGACAUUAAGGCAUCCUGUGAGUUGGCUCAGGUGCGCCAGGAUAAGUUUUUAUCGUUAUUUAUUUCUUCUGUGUUCGCGAGUGCAUCGAAAAAUGCGCUUAUACACUCAAUUCCGUCUCAAGACAGCUCGCCCAACUUUGAAAACUCUACAAAGAGGCAGAAUGCUAUGACCAUGAGGGACACUAUGUUCCGUAUAGCUACCACGGAUCGCGAGAGAGAGCAGAUAAUACAGUUUACGGAUCGGAUGACACAGGGGAAUUCGAUAUCUGAGAGUAGGGCGGGGUUUUACAUCCGCAUGUUCACCGGCUUUCUUUACAAACACUACAUUGAGGACCACUGCUCAAAGGGAGCAAAAUACUCGGAUACGCUAAGGGACUUGAUCGUAAAGGUGGAGAUGUUCCUACCUCCGUUGAAAAACAUCCGAGUAUAUUUGCUUCAUUUUUAUAAGUACGUUUAUCCCGUUGUUCCGUUCCUAGAAAUGGAUCUGUUUGAAGCGACUUUGGCAGACCUGCUUAUAGAAGAUCCAAUUGGAAAUGGAAGGGUCAAGCUGAAUAUUGGGUACGACAAUAUAAGGUCGAAGGUGGAGACAAUUUCUAUUCUGCUUAUUGUUCUUAAACUAUCUUGGAUUUCAAUGCACUUCGCUGAGGGAUAUUCUCAGCGCAGUUGUUUAUCCUUGAGUAGCGAUGUUACAGAGUGUCUAGCUUCUUAUCCUAUCUCCGACGAAGCGGUGACGUUAUCUCAACGAGCAAUUGUGAGUGUCAACUUGUUCAUUUGGUCAAAUGAAAAUACGAUUGCAUGUCUGCUCUACUUAUGGGCUUAUUUUGUCUUUGCUCCGCAACAGGGCGACUUCGGGUUGGGUCAACCAACGGAGGUCAUACUAAGUCUAGUGAAUUCUAUGGCCAUGAAUAUUGGUUUACACAGGGAUCCUUCGAUGUAUGCACAGUUAAAUGAUCCUUCAGUUAGCGAUCCCCGCGUGAGAAACUACCAUCGAAAACUCUGGAUGAGUAUAUCUAUUACAUGUAGGUAUGAAACAGGCCUCAGAGGUAAGUAUGCACAAGGACUUCAGGAACAUACCAAUCCUUAUAUGCGGAACCCUGAAAAGUACAUGGAAAAGGUCUGGGCUGAUAUGCAGAAGCCUGACCCUUAUUGCGCUGUGAUCCAUUCCUGUACUUUCAAGAAGUAUCAACUUCUACUGAUGAUGUCAGAGUUGGACGAUAUAUCUGUUUACGGAACGAAGGCUUUAUCAUUGGAAAAGAUCGAGGCCCUGUUGCAAAGAACGCAGAAUUAUUUGGAUACUGAAAUUCCAUCAGACUUGACUGAUUUUAGCUCUAGCUCAGAAUUUAUGAAAUUAAAUUUAGAGUGUUGUUCAAGUGAGGUAAUAGAUAUCAUGAAGGUGAAAAGAAUACUCUUCUACCAGACGUACGUGUUAACAAAGUUAUCUAUACUGAAGACUGUGACUAAUUUGAUGCUCUAUUUUGAGAAAUUAGUCUUUGAUAACAAAAAGGAGUAUAUGCCUUACUUUCUCAAGUAUUUCUUAAUUACAGUCAAGGAAACUGUACAGUUUACUGAUUUAUUGGUGCGGCAGAUAAACUGCGAGAUAGACGAUCCAUACCUUUUAUACAUGAAGUUUUGCAAUGACAAAACAGCCCAAUUGAGUGUAUCGACGGUUCUUUUCUGUUGGUUAACUGUAAUUUUAAGGAUGAUCCAUUCGGAAUACUUACUGCAAAAAGAAUUGCAGAAUGGAGAGUUGAUUGGAGUUGAGGAUGUUUAUACAACUAAGCAAAAAUUACAACAUAUUACGGCCAUUAAGGAGAAUACUAUAGAAGUACUUGAUCUACUGUGCACAAUUAUAACUAAAAAAUUGGGAUUGACAUACUUCUCUGUAUUCCAAAUUCUAGUGUUCUUUGAUUAUUGCAACCAAAUUAUUAAAAAAGGUGAAGUAUUAAAUAUAUUCUCUAGGGUGACGCAAUUAACGUACCAUCCAAAGCUCAGAAAUGGUAUCUAUCAGGGCUUUGGGGUUGAUGUCAAUAAAAAAGACAAUAUCCUGCAGUUCCUAAAUGAUACUACGUUCAUUAGACAGGUUAGUAUACAGCAGUUAAAAGCUAUAGUGGAAUUUUCUGGUAAAAUUCCCUUGGAUAUGGCAAAUGACAUCUCCCCUAUGGAUCCUAUUGAUACGAAAAUAUCAAUGCAAAGCACUAAUACUGUUGCAGAGAACACUCCCCUGUCAGUGUCUAGUAACCUUCCAUUUCCAGUCAAUAACGAACUUCAUUCAUUCGUUGUUGGACAGAACGGAAAUGAUAGCAACCAAGAAUUCAGUGCUGACUUCCAAAACUUCUCUAAUGCUCCAUUAGAACCUCUAAUAUCAUUUGAUGAUUUAGAGUUAUUGGAUUAUGAAUUUUUGUUUGGAAACAUUGGAUAA
Eremothecium sinecaudum is the source of this 2928-nucleotide messenger RNA. Its product is annotated as HDL183Cp. The record is from RefSeq and is a predicted model, not a curated record. Gene Ontology annotation, biological process: positive regulation of transcription by RNA polymerase II. The coding region runs from base 1 to 2928 and encodes 975 amino acids. Gene Ontology annotation, molecular function: DNA-binding transcription factor activity, RNA polymerase II-specific; zinc ion binding. Gene Ontology annotation, cellular component: nucleus. Lineage: Eukaryota; Fungi; Ascomycota; Saccharomycetes; Saccharomycetales; Saccharomycetaceae. The transcript has a single exon.